Messenger RNA from Felis catus (domestic cat), 889 nucleotides. RefSeq names its product fatty acid binding protein 2 (gene FABP2). The record is from RefSeq and is a predicted model, not a curated record. Lineage: Eukaryota; Metazoa; Chordata; Mammalia; Carnivora; Felidae. Bases 290 to 688 code for a protein of 132 amino acids. The transcript has 4 exons. Gene Ontology annotation, cellular component: cytosol; nucleus. Gene Ontology annotation, molecular function: fatty acid binding. Gene Ontology annotation, biological process: fatty acid transport.
CUGUGUUGUAUUUAUCAAAAAAAAAUCCAUAUAUAAGUGGCUCUGUAUAGUUCAAACUCAUGUUGUUCAAGGGUCAACUGUAAUUCAGUUGAAUUUCAAGAGAGGAACCAAGAAAUUUAUGGAAAGAUAAACUAUGAUGGGUUGGCAUUAGUGUAGUUAGGUGACCUUUUAAACUUUAAACUUCCACAUCACAGUAUGAAGUUGGUUCUGAGAUAAGAAAUAGAAUAAAUUGUCCCCUAAGGACAGACCUGAAUCUCUGACUGCCUAGAGGCUCACUCAACCGGAGAUCAUGGCUUUUGAUGGUACUUGGAAGAUAGACCGGAAUGAGAACUAUGACAAGUUCAUGGAAAAAAUGGGUGUUAAUAUGGUGAAAAGGAAGCUUGCAGCUCAUGACAAUCUGAAACUGACAAUCACACAAGAAGGAAAUAAAUUCACGGUCAAAGAAUCCAGCAAUUUUCGUAACAUUGAUAUUGUUUUUGAGCUUGGUGUCACUUUUAAUUACAGCCUAGCAGAUGGAACUGAACUCAGUGGUGCUUGGAGCCUAGAGGGAAAUAAACUUGUUGGAAAAUUCAAACGGGUAGACAAUGGAUGUGAACUGAAUGCUAUCCGAGAAAUUGUAGGUGGUGAACUGGUCCAGACUUACACAUAUGAGGGAGUAGAAGCCAAGAGGAUCUUCAAAAAGGAAUGAGCUUCGUUUUUGGAGCACAGCCCAGAACACAAAUUGAAUAGAAAAUCUAUAUUGUAUUAAAACUGUUUUUCUCUCCCUGAUUAGUCCUUUUGUAAACAUAACCAGCGACUUAUAUUUCUAGUCUUGCCAAGGCAAAAGAAGUAAAAACUAAUUAGGAUUUAAUUUGUUUUACAUUCUCUAAGAUGUACAUUUUUUGCUGUA